Messenger RNA from Saimiri boliviensis boliviensis (Bolivian squirrel monkey), 1334 nucleotides. The record is from RefSeq and is a predicted model, not a curated record. NCBI's taxonomy places the organism in Eukaryota, Metazoa, Chordata, Mammalia, Primates, Cebidae.
CGAAGAUGGCGGGGCGAAGUCUUGGACCCUCGAGAAGCAGCGUUCCACGAAGUCCGCUCCCGCCACCCGUUCAGCAACCCUCUGCACCUGAACCGGACCUCCUCGCUUUGGAGGAAGAAAAAAAGCGUUUAAAUGCAGAAUUGCAGGCAAAAACAGCUGACGUGGUUCGACAAGCUAAGGAAAUAAUAGAUCGGCAAGAACUACGAUCUAGGCCUCUUUCAACACAAAUGAAAUCAUGUGAUGACAAAGACGAUUAUAGUUUAAGAGGUCCAUUACCAUCUGAAGGGACAGUUGAUCUUCAUUCAGAAACUAAGUCAAAGACCAAAAACAUUGAUCCUGUAAACAAGGUUCAAAACAAAUUACACUCUGCAAAUAAAGGAAGGAAAACAAAUUCAAGUGUUAAAUUGAAAUAUUCUGAUGUACAGACUGCCAACGAUGUUGCCAUUCCAGAGGAUUUUUCAGACUUUUCCCUUGCAGAAACAUUUAGCAAAAUUGAAGGGCAACUGGAGGAAGAAGGCUUACCUGAAUAUAUAGAUGAUAUUUUUUCUGGUGCUAGUAACGACAUUGGAGCAGAAGCACAGCUCAGAUUUCUAAAGGCCAAACUCCAUGUUAUGCAGGAAGAAUUGGAUAAUGUUGCAUGCGAAUGCAAUAAAAAGGAGGAUGAAAUUCAGAAUUUAAAGUUACAAGUAAGAAAUUUUGAAGAUGAUUUUAUGAAACAGCGGCGAACAAUUCAUAUGCAACAGUCUCAAGUCGAAAAAUAUAAGGCUCUUUUCGAAGAAGCAAACAAAAAGUGUGAUGGAUUACAGCAACAGUUGUCUUCAGUAGAAAGGGAAUUAGAAGAUAAAAGAAGAUUGCAAAAACAGGCUGCAAGUAGUCAAAGUGCCACAGAGGUUCACUUGAAUAGAGCUCUAGAAGAAGCAGAAAAGUAUAAACUGGAGUUAAAUAAAUUAAGGCAAAAUAACAAGGACAUAACAAAUGAAGACCACAAAAAAAUUGAAGUGUUAACAUCAGAAAACAAGAAGCUAGAAAAACAAAAAGGAGAAUUAAUCAUAGGGUUCAAGAAACAGUUAAAAUUAAUUGAUGUUUUAAAAAGGCAGAAGAUGCAUUUUGAAGCUGCCAAGAUGCUGUCUUUCACUGAGGAGGAAUUUAUGAAAGCACUUGAAUGGAAUGGGGAAAUAAAUAAGUGAUCUAUUUCAGUGAGUCUCUAUGACAGUAUGUGAUGGAUACCCAUUUUCCUUACUGUAAUGGUUUGAAUUAUUUUUAUUCUUUGUAAGAAAUGAAGUUCUGGGAUUAUGAAAUUGAAAUAACUUCAAAGAAUUCCCUGUUUAGAUUUG